Messenger RNA from Saccharomycodes ludwigii, 423 nucleotides. RefSeq names its product Tah1p (gene TAH1). Gene Ontology annotation, molecular function: protein binding. NCBI's taxonomy places the organism in Eukaryota, Fungi, Ascomycota, Saccharomycetes, Saccharomycodales, Saccharomycodaceae. The transcript has a single exon. The record is from RefSeq and is a predicted model, not a curated record. The coding region runs from base 1 to 423 and encodes 140 amino acids.
AUGAUGAGUUUUGAAGAGUUUAAAACAAAGGGUAAUAGUUUUUACAAAAAGGGAGAUUAUGAAACUGCUGCAAUAUACUAUGAAAAAGCUAUAAAUGAAGACCCUAAUAAUCCUAUCGGUUAUUCAAAUAUAUCUAUGGCUUUGAUUAAAUUAGAAAAAUGGGAGGAAUCUAUAGUUCAAUGUAAUGAUGGUCUACAGCUAUUGACAAAGACACGAAGUGAUUUAUCAGGCAAAAUAAGAAAUAAACUACUUUGGAGAAAAGAAACAGCCCUAAAGGGUUUAAAAAAAAUGGAGGUUGAACGAUUAUCAUCAAAAAAUAUCAAAACAGCAAAUCAAAAUCCAAUGCAAAAUAUUCAACAUCCAGAAACAUUUAUCAAUAUCCCUAUAGUAGAAGUGGAUACAUUACCAGAAGACUAUAUAUGA